Messenger RNA from Pistacia vera, 1436 nucleotides. RefSeq lists its product as uncharacterized. The record is from RefSeq and is a predicted model, not a curated record. Bases 135 to 989 code for a protein of 284 amino acids. Gene Ontology annotation, cellular component: endoplasmic reticulum. Lineage: Eukaryota; Viridiplantae; Streptophyta; Magnoliopsida; Sapindales; Anacardiaceae. The transcript is spliced from 5 exons.
AAAUUGGUCAUAUCUUCCUUCUCUCUUGUCUUCGAUUUAGAUUUCUUCUUCUCACUGUGCUCUUUCUAGGGUUUUCAAAACUGCGAAAUUAUCAAUGAACCUGAGUCGUUGAUUCGAGAACAACUGAUCCUGAAAUGGCCGCGGCGAGGAACGUGAACGUGGUGAUCGGCGACGGCUUGCGGACACUGAGAGACGAGGAGGGUGGAAAUGGCAAAGCUAAAGAAGCAGAAGAAUCGCCGACGGCGAAGCGCUUCAAAUCGGACAGAUUUCCACUUACGCGGUGGGAAUUCGCGGCAUUUGUCGGUGUAUUUCUGUUGUUCGCGAGCGGUCUCUUCUGUGUUUACCUCACAAUGCCUCCUACUGAGUAUGGCAAGCUCAAGCUCCCACGCACCGUUUCUGAUCUUCGCUUGCUUAAGAAUAAUCUUGCAACGUAUGCAGAGGACUACCCAGUGCAGUUCAUUUUAGGAUACUGCUCAACAUACAUCUUUAUGCAGACGUUUAUGAUUCCGGGAACGAUUUUUAUGUCAUUGUUGGCUGGAGCUCUUUUUGGUGUUGUUAGAGGUCUUAUGUUAGUUGUAUUCAAUGCUACUGUUGGAGCUUCUUCUUGUUUUUUCCUUUCUAAGUUGAUAGGCAGGCCUCUGGUUAGCUGGUUGUGGCCUGAAAAGUUAAGAUUUUUCCAGGCAGAGAUAGCAAAACGUAGAGAAAAGCUGCUCAAUUACAUGCUAUUUUUGAGGAUAACUCCGACGUUGCCCAACCUUUUUAUCAAUUUGGCAUCUCCUAUUGUUGACAUACCGUUUCAUAUUUUCUUUUCUGCAACUUUGAUUGGUCUUAUUCCAGCCUCCUACAUCACUGUCAGAGCUGGUAUUGCACUAGGAGAUCUCAAGUCAGUCAAGGAUCUAUAUGAUUUUAAAACACUGUCUGUACUUUUUCUUAUCGGCUCUGUCAUCAUACUUCCUACUCUUCUGAAGAAGAAGCGAAUCUAUGAAUGAAGGAUCCGAAAAGGGUAGAGCUACCGAACUUCAGUGGCUGUUCUUUUCACCCAAAGCAUCGGAGGGCAGGUCUCCAUUGUCCGCUAUAUAGUACCGGUUGAUUACCCUCCCCUUAUGAUGGCAGAUUCCAUUAUUUUUUUUCUUACCCCUUUCACAAUUUGAUUAAAUCAUCUCCCAAUGCAGAUUAUUUGAAAAUUGGGAGCCUGAGAUUUCCUAGAAAAAAUGUUCUUUAUCUGACUAUAGUGCUGCCAUCCAUUAGUAACAACUGUAGGAAUGUAGUACUCAGCUGUAACAGCUUUGUACCCAAUUUAUUCAGAUUCUCAUUCUGUUCUAACUGAUCCAUGAGUUGGGCCAUAGGCGCAAAUUGCAGGAAAAUGUGUGUUAAAAAGUAUAAGAUGCUGAAAAGUUUCCAUUUGAUAUAUAAUAUGAAUUAUGAAGUUGUUAUCA